AUAAAUGGUCCCACCCCUAGGCAAGGUGGAUCACUCCGGGCAGGUAGGAACAAGAGUGUGCACCUGCCACCCGUCGGGCUCAGCCAGGCUGUAAGACUGAGCAAAUCGAGCAGAGGGAGUGAGUGAACCAUGAACAGGUUGAAGUGCCCGAGCUUCUUCAAGUGCAGGGGCAAAGAGAAAGUGACGGCUUCAUCUGAGAAUUUCCAUGUUGGUGAAGAUGAUGAGAAUAAUGACCGUGGCAACUGGUCAAAGAAAUCAGAUUAUCUUCUAUCUAUGGUUGGAUAUGCUGUGGGAUUGGGAAAUGUGUGGAGAUUCCCAUAUCUGACCUACAACAAUGGCGGAGGUGCCUUCUUGAUACCUUAUGCAAUUAUGCUAGCACUGGCUGGUCUACCUUUGUUCUUCUUAGAGUGUUCACUGGGACAGUUUGCUAGCUUAGGUCCAGUUUCAGUUUGGAGGAUUCUUCCAUUGUUUCAAGGUGUGGGAAUCACGAUGGUCUUGAUAUCCAUUUUUGUGACUAUUUAUUACAAUGUCAUAAUUGCCUAUAGUCUUUUCUACAUGUUUGCUUCUUUUCAAAGUCACCUACCAUGGGCGAAUUGUUCUUAUUGGUCAGAUGAAAAAUGCAGUAGAUCACCUAUAGUAACUCAUUGUAACGUGAGCACAAAAAUGGGUGAGGACAUCCAAAUGAAUAAAAGCUGGGUAGACUUCAACAACUAUACUUGCAUCAAUGGCAGUGAGCUUUAUGAGCCAGGACAGCUUCCCAGUGAACAAUAUUGGAACAAAGUGGCGCUCCAACGGUCAACUAGCAUGGAUGAGACUGGAGUAAUUGUGUGGUAUUUAGCACUUUGUCUUCUACUGGCAUGGCUUAUAGUAGGAGCAGCACUGUUUAAAGGGAUCAAAUCAUCUGGCAAGGUGGUAUAUUUCACAGCACUUUUCCCAUAUGUUGUCUUACUCAUCUUGUUAAUACGAGGGGUAACUCUGGAGGGUGCAUCAAAAGGCAUUUCCUACUAUAUUGGAUCACAGUCAAAUUUUACAAAACUUCAGGAGGCAGAGGUUUGGAAAGAUGCUGCCACUCAGAUAUUUUACUCUCUCUCCGUGGCUUGGGGUGGCUUAGUUGCUCUAUCAUCUUACAAUAAGUUCAAUAACAAUUGCUAUUCUGAUGCGAUUGUAAUCUGUUUGACAAACUGCCUCACUAGUGUGUUUGCUGGAUUUGCUAUUUUUUCUAUAUUGGGGCACAUGGCUCAUAUAUCUGGAAAGGAAGUCUCCCAAGUUGUAAAACAAGGUUUUGAUUUGGCAUUCGUUGCCUAUCCGGAAGCUCUAGCCCAACUACCAGCUGGCCCGUUUUGGUCCAUAUUAUUUUUCUUCAUGCUUUUGACCUUGGGUCUUGACUCUCAGUUUGCUUCUAUCGAGACAAUUACAACGACGAUUCAAGAUUUAUUUCCAAAUUUGAUGAAGAAAAUGCGGAUUCCUGUAACUCUGGGUUGCUGUUUGGUUUUAUUUCUCCUUGGUCUCGUCUGUGUGACUCAGGCUGGAAUUUACUGGGUUAAUUUGAUUGACCACUUCUGUGCUGGAUGGGGUAUUUUGAUUGCAGCUAUCUUGGAAAUAGUAGGAAUCAUUUGGAUUUAUGGAGGAAACAGGUUCAUUGAAGAUAUAGAAAUGAUGAUUGGAGCAAAGAAGUGGCACUUCUGGCUGUGGUGGAGAGCUUGCUGGUUUGUCAUUACGCCUGUCCUUUUGAUUGCAAUUUUUAUCUGGUCAGUGGUGACAUUUCAGAGACCUACUUAUGGCACCAUUUUAUACCCUGAUUGGGGAAUUGCUAUAGGCUGGUGUUUGAUUAUUUUCUGCAUUAUUUGGAUUCCAAUUAUGGCUACUGUAAAAAUAGUUCAGGCUAAAGGAAACAUCUUUCAACGUAUUGCAAGUUGUUGCAAACCAGCUUCUAACUGGGGACCUUACCUAGAGCGGCAUCGUGGGGAGAGAUAUAAGGGCAUGGUAGACCCUAAAAAGGAAGCUGACCAUGAAAUACCUACUGUUAGUGGCAGUAGAAAACCAGAAUGAAAUAUAUUUUUCAAUAUAUGAUUAUGUAAUGUGAUUUUGUUUGAAGAGAGGAAAAUAUUAUUUAUUUGUGUG
Molecule: messenger RNA, 2121 nt
Organism: Elephantulus edwardii (Cape elephant shrew)
Lineage: Eukaryota; Metazoa; Chordata; Mammalia; Macroscelidea; Macroscelididae
Gene: SLC6A14
Product: solute carrier family 6 (amino acid transporter), member 14
Exons: 14
Coding region: 130-2049 (639 amino acids)
Biological process (GO): sodium ion transmembrane transport
Cellular component (GO): membrane
Molecular function (GO): L-proline transmembrane transporter activity
Source: RefSeq, a predicted model, not a curated record